AUGGAGUAUGGAAACUGCUUCACGAUAAACACUAGCAAUUUAUUCGUGCAACGCUCUGGUCAUCAAGAAGGUAAUGGCUGCGAAACUUUGCUAAACGGUCAGUCACGUUUGUGAGCCAGAGGUCAACGAAAACUGAAAUAUUCUUGAUGGUUAUGAAAGGCUAAGGUGGCUCCGUCUUUAAUACUAGAGCAUUUAGCUGUGACAAAUUUCCUGUCAUAACUUUUUCGUUUUUAGAGCGAUGGCUGCGAAACUUUGCAAAGAUCGACAGAUAUCAUUCGGCAAUAGUACGCAAUAUUCCGAUUUCAUUGAUGGUAAAUAUAUUUUGCUAAAUUAGGGCUUGAAGGGACCCUAGUGUUCAAAGAAAAUCGCGUCUAGUAAAUAAUUUUGCUGAUAUAUUUUACUGAAAUUUCUGGUAUCGGCUUUCAUUGACAUAACAAGUUUGCCGGAGAAAUUUCAGAAAAAUCGUUGGAGUAGAAAUCCGUAACUAAACGUCGCUCAAAAUUCAGCUGUGAAAUUGUUUUGGAAUUUCAAAAAUAAAUUACUAACAGUUAGAAGGAGCCACCAGUUCGAAUUUUCGGGACAAGUAAAUUCAAUGUUUGCUAAAAAUGAAAAGAAAAGCUGAUUGCCUAUCGUGGUAUUCUUUGAACGGUACUUUUUAGUUUUAGAAGCACUAUAAAUUGCUCCAAACCUUGCUCUGACGUCGAAUGACUUCUUCCUCAACAUUUUUAAAAUAUCCCUUGGCAGUUUUGGUUCAAACUCCUGCUACAUACAUUUUGAUGUGUUGCAAUGCAUCCUUAACGGCUUUUUCUGCUGAACGUUGCUUCCAAUUCAGGAAAAAGGUAUUGGGAGUAGUACACUGACAGGACCAUCGCAGCUAAUAAGCUGGACAUUGUGCCAAAGAGCAAAAGGGACAAAACCUGUUUUCUCAUUGACAUGACUAUUGCCCACGACACCAACAUUUCUAUCACCUUGCAAAAGCAAAACCUCCAGGAGGGGGAAGGGGAUUACAACAACCCCAUUUAAACUAAGGGGUGCAAUACAACUGAUUCUAGCUCUGAUAUUGUACAAGAUAAGUAUUAUGUUACAAACACAACGUAAGGUAGCUACCAAGUUUGUUAAAGCUCAUAGACAUAUGUCACGCCGCGGCCAUUUUGUCUCAGGAGAUUUAUAUAAAAAGCUUUGUUUAUGCACGGCUAGCCUCGUUCUCUCUACUAGGACAGCCGUGCAUAAAAAAAAAGCUUUUUUAAUCUCCUGAGACAAAACAGCCGCCACGUGACAAAAGUCUAUUCCGGGCGUAUGGUGCGCUUAAUUUGUUUUUCUUUGCAUUGUUCAGGCUUCAAAGUGACGUUGUUUAUAGACGCUGCCGAGUACGUGGGUCCACUUGCUGACUCGGUUGGUGCAGUCGUAUCGGUAUAUUUGCCUUUAACUAAAUCCAACACCAUGGGAGAAAACCCGAUCUACGUUGCCCCCGGAUCUUUUGUCUCCGUCUCUUUAAAUACGGUAAGGCGAUUAAUCUAUCUUUGUCCUUUCGAUGAAAUUGGGUUGUAACAGCACAAAGCACAACAAAAAACAAACAAACAAGCCAAAAAAAAAACAACAACCAGCAGCAUCAACAUUAAGAACAAGAAAAAAAUAUAUAUCUCGUUAUUUGCUUUCACAGGACUAACCUAAAAUAACAGUUUAAUUCCUCGUGACAUAGCCCUUUAACGCUUGCGAGUCAAACCACUGUUAAAGCUAGCUAUAAAAGCAGAAAGCACAGCAAAAGCACAAAAAUAAAAUAAAAAAACGACAAAAACAAAACGAAAAAUUCCAAAACAAAGUAGAAUUAAAAAAAGAAAGAGAAAAAAGGAAACUCUCAUCCUUUACUUGUUCGUUCAGUUGACUUUAGCUACGAAGAUAGAGAGGGCAGUGAAUUUCUUUUACAUGAGAGGUCGCUUAAAAUGUUGUUUUAAGCCAUUUCAACUUUCCUACCAUCCGUACAUCUCAGUUAACAGUGCGCGAGUCGAAUAUUUAACCCUCGGACGUACAUGGAAAGUCAUGCCCCCUCUGUGGUUUAAGGGGGGGAGGGUUGAUCGAGCCCCUCCCUAGAGGUUUAAUUUUUUUAUAUGUUGCGGUAUUUUGGUACUUCAGUGGAAAGCCUUUGAUCUUCUCGACAAAAUGAGGUAUAAUUUAUGGGCGUUGGCGCUGCGGGUGGGCGGUGAUGUCACCAAACAUGGUCGCCAUAUUGGGCACCAUCUUGGAUUUUACCAACAGUUAAAAAUGAGUUAAGAAAACGGCGAGACUUGUCAAUUUUGUGCGAUUGUCAUGAAAGAUAUAUACAUAAAUAAUAAUAAUAAUAAUAUAUACAUAAAUAAGUACUUAGCUUCGUUUUAUCUACAAGAUUUACUUUUAUAACUGAAAAUAUUUUAAAAAAAUGCAUUUUCAAUGGCUUGACCACCCGCUACUUAUGACAUCAUAUCUCGUAACCAUAGUAACUGAUCAUCACUAAACUUGUCUCAAAAUGCGCGUGAAGGAUAAACGAACAGCUACUGAAAACGUCAGGUGUUAAUGUUUAAUCGUCAAACAUAAAACUCAGAAAAACCUCAGAGGGCCCUCAAACACUCAGUUAGCACACAUAUGAUUAGAACCACUUCCUUGGAAAUGCUUCAUUGGCCGAUAAAUAAGUAGGGGUUGGCUCAACGGUGGCUGUUAUUGAUUAAUUGACUGAUUUACUUUUUUUUCUCUUUACCUCUCCCUGCUGGCUCCCAAGGAUAAGUGUUCACCCAAAUUUGCACUUUUUUUAAAUUUCCAGCAAUAUAUAUCUCGUUUGGACUAUCCUUAUAACAAGGAACAUUGCAAUCAAAGCAGUGAACACAAUCAGUUGGUAAGUUCUAUAUCCCGCUUUUUAUGUAGUGAUUUUGUUUUAAAGUUUACAAUCACGUUUUGCGUAACAAUGCUUUCUAUCCUUUUAUUAAUUAGUGGGAUAAUGAAACUAAAUUACAGACAAGAAAAUUCAUUCGAAGUACGCUAUGAAUGGAACUAAAAAGUGUUUUGAGAGACCGUCCAAGAUAUUUCCACACUGCAGGACUCUUCAGUCUUCAAGCUUAUAAAUUAUUUAUUCCAGUUUCGUUCCCUUUCGAGGAGUUGUUUUGCUGGCGCAAUGAAUUGUGAUGCAGGACAUAACUUCCCACUGCAGAAAUGGCCUUCAAGCAGCGCCUAAUCUCGUAAUAUUUGCAUAACCUAACGUUAAAUAUGACAAGGUUUCUAGGAUCCAUCUUAGUCUUAAAAUACAGUCGGACCCCUGAAAAGUAGAGAAAGGCACGAUUUCUAUCCAUUGUUUUUUUCCCUGCACUCUUAGAUCUGUCUCAGAGAAUGUAUUGUCGCGAAGAUAAAACAAGAUUGUGGUUGCGUGUCUAUGGAUUUGCAUGGAGAACCACUUUGCGAUCCUUUAAACGAAACGUCAGAUGAUGUUCUAAUACUUCAUUUAUCGUUUUUAACUUUAUAUAAACAUUAGAGCAGUUUUCACUUGACUGUCGUAAAACCAAAACCAAAGUAAAUACACUAGCCAACCAAAGGACGUAGUAAAACCAAAACCAAAACCAAAACCAAUCCCAAUUCGACAGUCAAGUGAAACCGCUCUAUCCUUAUCUAUAAAAACAUCAUCAUCAUCACCAUCAUCAUCAUCAUCAUCAUCAUCAUCAUCAGACGAGUUUAUUAUCAGUUUUAUUAUCAUUUUGCCAUAUAAGUUACAGCCAGGAGCCCAAAAGUGUGACUGCUUUUGAUUUAUUCACAUUCUUUCGUACAGAUUUAAUCCAGUCAGAAGCCAGCUGGAAACUGUCUUCGACUUCUGAUUGGUUAAUUUCUGCAUGAAAGAAUGUGACUUAAUUACAGAAAGUCACACUUUUGGGAUCCUUGCUGUAUGUAUAUACAUAAAAUCAAAAAAAGAAGAUGACGCAAGGGAGCCCAAAGAAGCCAAUACGGCUUAUGAAUAGGACCAUCUAUAAAAAUUUAUAUAUUACCUAAUUAAUAAAUAAAAUACUGGCAUCGGGCAAGACAAUUUAACUAAGCGCACAUUCAAUUUCUUUAGAACAUAUAAAAUAAUCAUUAAAUAGGCUAAAGAGAGAUAAGGCUGAACGUGCAAGUGCAAAACCGAAAAAGUGAAAAGAAUAAUGCAAGAGUAUACGAGAAAAAGAAAAGCGAAAGACACGUCAUUACGACCAUUAUAAUCAUCAUCACCACCAUAUUCAUCGUUACCGCUGAACGAAGAACUCAGUGUAUUGCUUAGAAUGAUGAAUAAAAUACUAACCAAAAACAAGAUUCAAGUAUAUGUAUGUACAGAUAGAUGUUAAAAGAAAAAAGAAAAACAAACAAAUAGGAUGAACAAAACAAAUGGCGUACAUGUGAGGGUAAAAUCUUUCUUAAUAACGUUUAUGUAAUAUUUGAGAUCAUAUGGUGUGAUCUUUCCCUAGCUGAAUGUAUCGAGAAAUCCCGCCUAAAGAUAAAAUUUGACGCUUGCCCUUGCGAUCCCAACUGCAAGUAAGUUCAAAAGAAGUAUUAAGACACAAAAAAGUGCUUAAAUUAAUUAAGAAGCUCUAGAACCCACCGAGGCCCGUCUCGGGAGUUUUAUCAAACCAUGAAGCAUGGACGCCUUCUUAAUAUCUUGAGAACAGACCUCUGAAGUCUUACGCCUCGUUCCGUUUUCGUUAUGUAAGCUCUGUUAAGGUCAUUCCCCUGAAAUAGAACCUGCUCUGAGGUUUUUGUAAAAACUUUAUUUAUAGAGACAUCCUGAUAGAGAUUUAAAUUUCCACUUAAAUUUUAAAAUAAAUGAAAUAAUGCUCGUUACGAGCAGCAGCAAUUAAGGUGUCUGAACACAGUUUUGGAAGUUUGUGAGUAUAUGUCAUUUGCCAAAUUAUGGCAAGAGAAAGGUUGAAGCUCACAAGCUGAAACUUGGCAAGUGAAAAAUAAACUGAUGAAAGAUUUUGAUUGACAUGUAAAAUUUGACGUUUUCAUGGUUUCCAUGGCAACAUGAACGAUUGAAUACAACCUUAAAAUUUCACUUUUGCUCAGUUUACAUAAAAUUCGCUCAUUAGAUUUUCCUAUAAACUUGCACACAGCUUACUAUAAUUAAUCAUUACCAUUUGAAACUUAUUUGACCAAAUUUUUAACAGACAGGUUUUUAGAUAAUCAACGAUAUAACUGUACUGUAAUUAUUAAAUGUGUCACAAAAUUCGUCUGUUCAACUUCCAUUUUAAAGUUCUCAUUAUUUAAAAUACGAUAAAAGUAACAAUUCUGCCAAAUAUCACAAAAUUUUAACAAGUAGAUUUUGAGAAAUCGUCGUCUGUGCACCAUUGCUUUUUUAGCCGUCAUGUUUGUUCGUUGUCUAAUUUAAAACACGCCGUUACGCGAGUUACCGCUGACCGCUCGCAAAACUGUGUCAGCCACCUUAAAUGAACAUACCAAUAAUUAUGAUAAUAGUAACGAGUGCAUGCUUUAAAAACAUUUCCGACGAUUUUUUCUUUCAUUGCACUAGGGAUUAGUCUAUAGUAAUUUUAGGAAGAAAGUUACUGCAAAUUAAAAAAUUAAAAUUAAAAUAACAACAACAAUAAUAAUAUCAACAUAAGAUAGGUGACCAUAAUCGCUUGGAAAGGAUGCGUAAUGUGAUACUAAGGAAUAACUGUGCUUUGUUUUCUUUCUUUCUGUUUUUUUUCCUUUUCUAAUUUUUUUUUUUAAGGGAAGAGCUCUCUAAUAUGUGAUUCAAACGUCUGUCUGUAGGGAAUUUCAUUUUCUAACGGGUGUUUCGUCGUCAGCUUGGCCCUCCAAAGAACACAUGGUAAGACGGCACUAGUGUGUAGUGUAUUAUUCCAAAAUUAAAUAUAAAGCUAUUUGACAAACCAAACGAACGGGGUUAAAGGAAAACCUGGAGCAAAACCAGGGUAUCUCUAACAACGGGGAUAAAGAGGUGAAAGGUUAGGAUUCGUUUGUUUUAUUUUUUUAACACGAUUCUGCGCCAGAACCUUUUCUUUUCAUUAGCAAUUAGCAUUAGUCACAUUUUUACAAAAUUUGAUGGCAGUCGUUUGCUAUAGGAAACGGUACAUAAAUAUGCAAGUUACGCGAGGUCAAUCCUUUUUUAUCCCUCUCCCUCCCCGCAAAAAAAUGUGUUUCGCCCUUUAUGGUGUAAAAAGCGUAUGAAACAGGAUCAGAAGCGGCAAAUGUUUCUUAAAUAAUCGUCUAUUCCGCCCGUUCGACGGCCUGCAUGGCUGCAAACUUUUAUCCGCAUAAACGCCUGAAUAACUAAAGAUCCACCUGUUUUUUCCUACUUUUAUUAUGAUUAGUACAAAUAAGUUUAUAACAUAGCGCGCGUGCUUGCCCUAUGUAAGUCCUAUUGAGCCGCUACGAACAAAAUCUUUAUUUACGCACGCCCGUGCGUAAAUAAGAUGACGUAAGCAUUUUUUUUUUUACCUGGCUGCAAAGUUCUCGUCUUUUAACCUGCAGUGCAGUUUUCCUUCUCUUUAAAAUAUGGAAGAAACCAGCGAAGAACUGCCCAAUUUUUCUAUCGGCAUUGACCUUUUAGGUCCUGAUCCAACAAGCAGCAAAAAUAAAGUCGAAUUAAAAAAACCUCGCAAGUUGCGCGUUUCGCAAAUUUGUCGGAAGACCAGCUGCAGCAAAUUUUGGCCGAAAGACAUUCACUGGAACAGAACAGAACAGACAUCAACUGGUCAUCAACAACAUUUAACGGUAAAAUUUCCGCUUUUAUUGUUGUUUUUAAAUUUGUUAUGCACUUUUGUUAUCUCCGGACAAUCCGACUGAAGCAGGAAAAUUUCUCUCGCAAUAACAACACAAAUUACACAAGAAGACAUAAAUUUAUUACUCACAAAAACAACUGCUGCCAGGUCUUCUCAAGAAGCCGUAAUGACCAGCGAAUGUUCGUAAAUGAAUAUGAGUUUAAAGAAGGAUGACAGUCGUCUUCGCUAAAAACAUGUUUUCUGGAUUUCGCUGAGCAAAACGUAAACAUCUUUUCCGCAAAUCCAAACCAUACUCCACGACUUCUUACGAACAUGUUAGGAUUUUAACUUUAGGUGAACUUUAAGACUCUUUUACCUUUGUUUCUGCUUAGUUUCCAUUGAUCGUUAACAAAUAAAGAAGCAAAUUUUCUAUCUCAGUUUUACAGAAAGAAUAUUUUCAUUCAAACUAGACGAUUGUGGCGUGUUCGUAAUCAGCCAAUAGAACCGUUUGUUAUUGUGUAGCGCGUUACGAGAAUUUUGCAGUUCAUCAAAAAGCAAGCAUUUUUGUCAGCUAUGUUAUAAAAGAAUUUGCUCAUGCUUUUAGUUGUGCGUAUAUCGAGUUAUGGAUGCACUUGGGAAGUUUGGAGAGCACUCAAGAAGCUAGAGUUGCACUCGGCUAUCGCCUCGUGCAACUCUUACGCAUCUUUCGUGCUCUCCAAACUUCCCGUGUGCAUCCAUAACUCGAUAUACGCACGCUAAGCAUGAACAAAUUCUUAAUUUUCACCUGCAGCCAAUGUUGUCGGGACUCCUGAAUAAGACUGGGACCAGGCGUGUGAAAGAAGUGGUGAAAGAUUUGGAAUCAGCCAGGUAAGAAUUUCAAUGAAACCUUUAUAGGGUCAUAUAUGAUGGAAAUGCAAACCACCCCCCAACCACCUCGCAUGCCCCCUUCAGUUUUCCCUGGUUAGGAAUUUCUUUUCCAAAGUUAGUUUCCAAAGAUAAUAGCAGUUGUUUGAAAGUGGUAGACAAGAAGUUCGAGUUCCCACCAGUCGCAAGGUGAGGAGACACCCACAGAAAAGAGACUUGAAAUUAUUGAAUUUUACGGGCAUUCCCAAACUUUUCUUUCGUUGAAGACACUUAUGAAGUUUGCUACUAAACAGCAACAUGUAAUGCCUAGAGAGAAUUAGGAUUUACUUAUUUCAGUAAAACAGCCGCAACAAAAACAAAAAAAAGUUUCUCUAGUGGUGUCAGCAAAUGUGAGAACAGCAAUGCUUGUCUAUCCCUAGUACCGUAAAUCCUCUAUUAAAUCUACCGGGGGGCUUAUUUAUUUGAAACAUAUUUGAGGGGGAGGGGGUGGGCUUAGUAGAGACGGGAGGCUUAUUUGAGAUGGGGGGGGGGGCUUAAUUUAGCGAAGACGAUGGCAUCGGUUCUCUAUAAAGAACUACAAUACAAAGUGGAAAAGCUCAAGUACAAGAAGUUGGAGGUCAUGCAGGCAUGCAGACGAGGAUCAAAAACAAAUCCAAACUUUCAGUUGGUGAAUAAACCAUCCCGGAUCAGUCCACACGAAGUUUUACAGUCAUGAUUGAUUAAUACAGUCUAUUAUUCAUUUGUGAAGAACAAUAAGGGCGAGGGGAGAGAGGGCUAAUUAACUUUCUUUCCCUGAAAAGGAGGUGGGGCUUAUUUGAGAGGAGGGGCUUAAUUAAUAGAGUAUUUACGGUACUUGCGAGAUUUCAUUUUCCAGGAAGAACAUGGCACAAGUAAACAUCCACUACGCGUCCAUGACAGUCGAACACAUUGAUCAAAAAAAGGCGAUGACGGUAGGAGGCCUCCUGUUGGCAAGAUAUAGAUCAUGGCAUACACUACGACAAAUCACAUAAAGUCACAAUCUACGUUACUGCAGCAAAAAAUAAAUAAUUAAAUAAAUAAUAUAAAUAAAUAUAUAAACUAACUUAAUAAAUAAUAAAGAAGUGAUGAAGGGAUGAUGAUGAUGAUGAUGAUGAUGAUGAUGAUGAUGCAACGUACUUUGCAUAAUCCUCUAUGUUUAAACCUUGUGUUUUAAAAAGUGGCUGAAAGAAGAUUUGCCCUAUGAAAAAUUCCGCAACUCAAUUGCCUACUAGUGCAAUCUUUAUAGUUUAUAACUCACAAUUUAGAGGCAUCAAGGACUUUCUUCACACUCAAUAAACAAUUGGUCCACUUUUCAGAAUAAUUUUACCCGCACAUUAUGUAAUAUGUAUAAUCAUCUUUCCUCAAGGAAAGCUUGUUUCCAUUUAUGUUUGUUGUCAUUUGAACAUUACAUUUUCGACUCUAACAGUUUGCUGUUAUUCUUGUUGCACAAAGAGCUCACAUUUACAGAACCAAAACAGAAGCUUACAGACUUCUAUAAUUGCGAGAUUUCCUGAGAAAAUUAACGCACUUUCAGCUAUUGCAUUUUACUUACUCCUGCCAUAACAAAAGCAAAACCAAUACAAAGCCAAACAAACAAGAAAACACCACACUUAUAUCUUUGUUCGUUACUUGCAGUUUGCAGCUUUGGUGGGAGCCAUUGGUGGUCAACUUGGCCUCUGCAUUGGAGUGUCUAUUAUCACUCUAGUUGAGUUCCUCGCUCUUUUAUGGCGUCUUAUUCGACCCUCAAAGAAACUGUCCAACGAAGUAGAGGACAUAAACCACUCUGGAGAUAUUAACUAGCAAGCAGCUGAGAACAAGUAGUAGAUUCGCUGGAGACUGGAUUGCGCGUUACGUGGAUUGCCUUGGCAGCUACCAUCUCUUUAAGCUCCUUAAGCUCUUUUGUUAUUUACGAUUUAUGAUAAUAAUUAAUAAUUAUAAGUCCAUGUAAAUAACAAUACUUUAAAACUAUCAAGAGUUGAUGCGUCAAAUCAAAUAAUUCCGCAAAUGAAAACAAAAAAUGUACUCUAGAAAAAACAAAACAAAACAAAACAAAACAAACAAACAAAAUCAUCACUGUACACCCGUAGACUAGUCAACAAAGCUAUCUUUGAUACAUACACUGGUGUACGUUUUCUAUAUCAUAUAUCGACAUAGCCUUGCUUUGAAAGUUUUGAAAAAAAAAGGAGGAUCAUCAUUAUGAUAAUGAUGAAUGUAUAAUUUGAAUCCAAAUUAUUAAACCCACAUUUUCUCAGCUGGGCGAAUGUCCUUCUUCCGACUCAGUUUACCAAUCAUACUUUUAAGUGUUGCAUGCAAGUCGCAGCUAGCUAUUAUCAUACAAUGGGGGAGAAACAUAAUUCAUUAAAACAUACACUUAUGUGAGCCAAGCCUUACAUUCCUUUGGACAAACACAAGAAAACAAGUGAGAUAUGCAUAGUUGCCACGAGAGCUUUCUCUUUUGACAUAUGUUUCGGACCGAGGUGGUUAUGAAAAAUACGUAGCUGAUAGUUUAAUUUAAAUUAUAGUUCACUAUAAUUAGUUCACUCGUUUCAGACACACUUAAUUUUCUCAAUGGUGGUAUCUUUUUAUUUAACAAUGUUAAGUUAGUGUGGUCUUAAUUAUACAGCUUGGCUUCAAUACAUGUAGCUCGUUUACUUAUUACAAUCAGUAUGUGUCAUUCAUUGCAUUUCAUUCACUUACUAUCAUUUAAUUCUAUUAUCACCAUUCCGUGGUAUUUUUUCGUAUGGUCAGUGGCGUAUGGAAAAGCUGUCUUCUAAAUGCCCUAUAAAAUAAAAAUUGUCAUAUCUACAUAACAAUAAUUUUAAUUUGUGCAACCGGAACCCCACAGAAUAUACGCUGCGAUGUUGAAAGACUAAUCAGACGCUGCCAACUAAAAGUGUUUAAAAGAGAAACAGGAUCAUUACCAUCAUCCCUGAUUUGCUGAGGCCUUUAACCUCCCAAUCCUUAUUAUCCCCUCUGCCAUAACUCUCGCCUCCUUCUUUUCUGGUCUUUCUCCGUUUAACACUUUUACGAUUGCGAAAUAUCAAGGUGGGUUAAAACAGUUUCUAUUAGAUUGGGUUGUGUUAAGGUGACUCGACCCAAUCAUUUUGUGAGGGUACCAUCCUACUUUGACGCUCUCUGGUAUCCCCACCUUUAAUUUGAUGGUAAGUCUAACAUAUAGCAUGGAUAACAUAUAGAUCAAUCUACAAUAUAGCAUAAAAUGUUUGGCCGUCGGAGUAAAUGUCACGUGGUUAUAGUGCCACGCCUCUUUGGAGUCUGAGUUGAAAUUCUGCUGUUGCCGGCAUUUGUUCCUGAAAAUCUCUCGGCUACAUAUAGUGGGUAUUAGUGCCUUGCGUUGAACCGAAAAUCACCAAAAUCGCAAGGACCCAACGCGAGAAAUUCAGCGGUUUCCAAAUUUAGGCUAUAAUUUAUGCAAAAAUUAUAAGCAAACUUUACACGACUAUAUCUAAUAGCCUAUGAGUUUUAUCCAUUUAUUUUGGGGACCUUGCAAGUCAGCAAAAAACUUUAGCUCCUUGUAAAAGCGCGCGAUUUCGAGCAAUGCAAACAUAGAGAAAUUAUAGUUUUAGCUAUUUAAGAGUCCUUCUCACGAAAAAAGCAUUUUCUUAAAAAUUCGUAGUUUUUUUUCGUUCAAAUUUUUUCAGGGCCACAAUUGAUUAACUAACUACCCGGAAUGUGAAUUUUAUGGUCAUUGAAAAACUGUGACAUUAUCUUCUAUAAGCCCAAACUUGAGUAAAUAUUGAAGAUUUUUAGCGUUUUGGCUGAGUUUGUGCUUUGGGAGUUUCCUAUUGUUUCUAGUCUGUCAUGAUACAGCAUUCUUCUUCAGCGGGCUUGCAAUGACCGCACUUGGCUGACUUCAGAAUGCUCACUAGUCCUCUCAUCUCCGUACUUGUCCUUUUAUGUCCUUAUUGGUCUUUUUCCGCCAUUUAAUGUCCUUACCUGUCCUUUAAUGUCUUUCCUUUUCCUUCUCUAUUAUUAUCACUGAAAGGAUCUUUAGAGUAUAAAAAUCUCCCAUCCCUAAAAGAGUAUUGAGUACAAUACGUCGCACUCCGCUAAUAGCCAACGUGGCGCCUAUUUGUAGAACUUGGGUUAAAUAGCGACGAUUAUUAGGAGAAGGAGAAGUUGAUGAUGAUUUUACCAACGAUGCCAUUAAUGUUGCUCGAAAUGUGGAUGAUGAGGGUAAUUCUAUUCAUAACAAUAUCGCUUUCUUUCUCUACUGCAUCUGAUUCUAGUUACAUAAGACGUAUGUCAUCGUUCCUAGCGAUCGCCGACCUUAUUACAGCUCAGGGUCGUUUAGGGGAAUAUAAAAUAACUGUAAUGAUGAUAAUUUCAUCAAUUUCCCGAGUGUAUUACGAAUCUAUUUAAUGAAUCGCACAGGUCAGGGUUCAAAUCUCGGAAAACCUGAAUUUUUUUCAGGAUUUCUUUUCGCAACUGCAUAUUAAAGUUGCGUCUUUAA
Molecule: messenger RNA, 12054 nt
Organism: Porites evermanni
Lineage: Eukaryota; Metazoa; Cnidaria; Anthozoa; Scleractinia; Poritidae
Source: the annotation of a GenBank genome assembly